This is a messenger RNA of Aedes albopictus (Asian tiger mosquito), 1254 nucleotides long. RefSeq lists its product as uncharacterized. Bases 1 to 1254 code for a protein of 417 amino acids. The record is from RefSeq and is a predicted model, not a curated record. Lineage: Eukaryota; Metazoa; Arthropoda; Insecta; Diptera; Culicidae. Gene Ontology annotation, molecular function: nucleic acid binding. Gene Ontology annotation, biological process: DNA integration. The transcript has a single exon.
AUGGAAGGUCGUAUCGUUGGUUUCACGGAAGCUGCUUUUGACUUCAAGUAUCCUGCAGUGCUGCCCAAGAAUCACUGCGUCACUCUGCUCAUCGUCGAUUCGUACCAUCGGCGGUAUAACCACUGCAACGGAGAGACAGCGGUUAAUGAAAUGCGGCAAAAGUUUCACCUGUCGGAGAUGCGCGCGGCUUUUCGAAAGGUUCGCAAGAUGUGUACGUGGUGCAAGGUGUUCAGGGCAACACCAACUGUUCCAAGAAUGGCACCGCUACCUGAUGCCCGAGUCACACCACGUGUCAAACCAUUAAGCUUCGUUGGGUUAGAUUACUUCGGCCCGCUUUUGGUGGUACAAGGCCGUCACGAGGUGAACUCGUGGGUUGCACUCUUCACAUGUCUGACCAUAAGAGCCAUCCACCUCGAACUUGUCUCCAGCCUGUCAACCGAAUGCUGUAAGAUGGCUAUCCGCCGGUUCAUAGCGCGGAGGGGGUCACCUAAGGAAAUCUAUAGUGACCGGGGAACCAAUUUUGUUGGAGUCAGUGGUGAGCUACGGGAACAGCUCAAAGGAAUCACCCAGGAACUAGCUGCGACUUUCACUAAUACUGUCACUCAAUGGCGCUUCAACCCACCAGCUGCGCCGCACAUGGGGGGGUCUUGGGAGCGUAUGGUUCGGUCCGUAAAGUGUGCUCUGGCUUCGGUAUCCGUUGAACGUAAACCGAGUGAGGAAGUUUUGGUCACUUUGUUAGUGGAAGCGGAAUCGGUGGUGAAUUCGAGGCCGUUGACCUACAUACCCAUCGAGACCUCGGAUCAUGAGGCACUAACGCCGAACUGUUUUCUCAUGCUGAGCACAAGCGGGGUGAAUCAGCCUCCGACACAGCUCGUGGACGACAAGCAGGCUCUACGUUCCAGUUGGUUUUUGCAUCAAAGGCUGCUGGACCAAUUCUGGACACGCUGGGUGAAGGAAUACCUUCCAACCAUCACCAAGCGGACCAAAUGGUUUGUUGACACAAAGCCGGUCUCAGCCGGCGACCUAGUGAUAAUUGUAGAAGAUCGACUUCGUAACGGAUGGAUUAGAGGGCGAGUGCUGCGAGUAUUUCCUGGACGAGAUGGCAGAUGUCGCAGCGCAAAUGUUAAAACGUCAUCUGGUGUUCUAAGACGUCCGGUGUCCAAAUUUGCCGUCCUGGAAGUGGAUGAUACCGCUCGUGAGGAUACGGAGCAAUACGGGUCGGGGAAUGUUCAGGACGGAGCUAUAGUACCCUAG